Messenger RNA from Clupea harengus (Atlantic herring), 3163 nucleotides. It is a transcript of the gene tmem266, whose product is annotated as transmembrane protein 266. Gene Ontology annotation, molecular function: voltage-gated channel activity. The record is from RefSeq and is a predicted model, not a curated record. Gene Ontology annotation, cellular component: dendrite; plasma membrane. Lineage: Eukaryota; Metazoa; Chordata; Actinopteri; Clupeiformes; Clupeidae.
UUAUUUUCAUAGCUUUUGGUGUCUAAUAGUUUAGAAUCAUGCCAACAGAAAUCAUAAACAAAAUGAAUAUACUGUUCUUAAGUAUGGGCUAUUUAAGGAACAUGUUCAUUUCUCCUCUGUCUCUUUCUACCACAGAGAGAGUGGGAGGUAGGGGAGUUUAGGUCAAAUAUUUAUUUUAUUUUUGUCCCUUUUUUAUUUUGUUAAUUUUUAUUAACAAUGUAAUGACACUGCCAGCAUCAUGAAACUGUUCACGCUCUCUGCUUGAAACAUCUCCGUUAGAUAUGAAAACCCAAGGAAGAUUUCGCUGUAUUGAUUGAUGUUUCCUUCAACCAUCGAGUAGUGAAGCUGGUUGAAUGACAAACGGUUAAGCCAAUUGUCAAAAAGAGAAAAACAUUUCUUCAUUGGAGGCACCCUGGGAAAAUGACCGCACAUACGCGGAAAGAUUAUUCAGACGUAAAUGGAAAAUGAGGUGAUUGGAGCGACGUGCACAUUUGGAGGUUAUCCCGAGGAACCCCACAAACCAACCGUGAAAUCCAGUCUCCUGCGAUUCCACACAACGGGACCUAUUUAUCUCCUGCAUCACACACCUCUGCAAGUCUGUGCUGAAUCUGGAAGAAACAUCUACUGUCGUUAGUCUUCGAUCAAGUGCGCUCUCUCCUUCAGGUUCUUUCUUUAGCCUGCAAUAUUUCGUGGCUUUGGAGGGACUGAUGAUCGGGUUACGUCUUCAGCACCUGGAUAGCUCCUGGCUGAGGACCCGAACUGGGCACAUGGAGUCCCUGGCGUGAUUGUAAGGGAAGCCCUUUCGCGGGCUGAGCAGGCGCGGUGUGAAUGUGUGUGCUCAAUGCCCUCCUCCUGCUUCAAAGAUGCCGUUCUCUGAAUAUUUCGUUAGUCGCAGCCUCUUCAUAGCAUCUUGGUGAAGGAUGAUGCUUGCGUUACGGAUGAGGCUUUUCGGUUUUGCCCUUUAUUCGAAGCAACAACAGCAGCAGCAGAAGCACGGAUGCUUGGCAAAUGCUAAAGUGCCCAGGGUAGCAGCCGUAGCAGCAGCCUACACAGAGCCAUCCCGGAGCUUUCCUUACACUGGUCAUCAGCAAGGGAGACAUUACCAUCAUCAUUACGAGGGCAAGGGAGACACGAUCACUCACUCAACAAUGUAAAACAACAAAGGUUGGGUGUAAGUGACGCUUCUCCUGGGUUGUGAAUCAGGAGCUUGAGUCGGGGGGAUAUUUCUGAGGAAAUCCAUUCGCUGUGUCAAGACGCCAACAUGAGUCAAACUCAGGCCCCUCAUCACCAGGCGGCUGCGUCGGACCUGGAGGUCAUCUCCCAGCAGGUGGAGGAGGAGGCCCAGUGCAUCGCUCCGGUCCAGCUGGUCAGCUUCGCCUACAGGGACCUCCCGCUGGCUGCACUGGACAUCUCCCUGGCUGGAUCCCAGCUCCUGUCCAACCUGGAUGAGGAGGACAACAGGGAGGGGUCUAACUGGCUAAAGCCGUGCUGUGGGAGGAGAGCUGCUCUGUGGCAGGUGUGUCUGCUGAGUGCGGGCUUUAACUGCUUCCUGGUGGCCUGUGUCAUCCUGGUGGUGGUUCUCCUCACCCUGGAGCUCCUUAUCGACACCAAACUCCUGCAGUUCAACAACGCCUUCCAGUUCGCUGGCAUCAUCCACUGGAUCAGCCUCGUCAUCCUCUCCGUCUUCUUCACAGAGACUGUGUUUAGGAUCGUGGUGCUGGGGAUCUGGGAUUACAUUGAGAACAAAGUUGAGGUGUUUGACGGUGCUGUAAUUGUCCUCUCACUGGCCCCAAUGGUGGCCUCCACAGUUGCCAACGGCCCCAGCAGUCCCUGGGACGCCAUCAGCCUCAUCAUCACCCUCCGGAUCUGGAGGGUGAAGAGGAUCAUUGAUGCCUACGUGCUUCAAGUGAAAGUGGAGAUGGAGAUGGAGAUCCAGCAGUAUGAGAAGGCCAAAGCCGUGCGGGAGGAGCAGCUGGAGCGCCUCACGCAGAUCUGCCAGGAGCAGGCGUUUGAGAUCAGGCAGCUGCGGGCUCACCUGGCCCAGCAGGACCUGGACCUGGUGGCGGAGCGCGAGGCGGCCAUGCAGAUCCACAACGUGUGGGGCAAGCAAAGCAGCUUCCAGGAGGUGGACGGCCUCGGCCCCGAGAGCUCUGGCGGUGGUGUGGGCCACCACGUCAAGGCCCGAGAUCUGGGCCACCAGACAGAUCAUGUUGCACAAGAUGACAUGAACAAUUACAUUAGCCAGUAUUACAGUGAGGCAAGCAGUGAUGUGGGCAUCCCUGACCCUAGGGCUCGGGUCAUCACCACGGCAUCCAUCGACGUGCACCUGCCCAACAACCCCAGCCAGCUGCCCCCGUCACUGGUGAGUGCCGACGCGGCCUCGGCCAGCCGCCUGGAGCGCACGUGCAGCAGCUCGGUGAGCGAGGUCUCGGCCACCACCAUGUCCCGCUCCAGCUGCUCCUUCAGCGGACGCCAGCAUAGCCCCAGCAGCCAGACGCUGGGCUCCACCACCGACUGCAGCUCCACGGUGCGCGAGGCCUCCACCUCCACCGACUACAGCGCCCAGCGCUACUGCCCCCCGCCCUACUGCAGCCCACUGGCACAGUUUGGGGGCGGCUCGGCGUCCGGGAGGACGGGCCGCGACCCGAGCGCCGUGGUGAAGGAGCUGCUCUCCUCGCUGUCGGAGGACUCCUGCCUGGCACAGAAAGGCAUGUCGGUGGACCCGGUGAACCUCAAGCUGCCCAGCCCGGCAGGCUCGGUGAAGGCCAGCCCGGAGCUGGAGCACCGGCUCAACAUCUACAACAAGCGGAACCAGGAGAGCCGGGGCGUCUUCCAGACCAAGCCGCUGAUUCACCUGCAGGGCCGCGAGCCGUCGCUUGAGGAGAAGUACCGGCUCAUGGAGCCCGCCGACGGUCCCGUACGCCCCAUGCCCGACACGUAGGGGCGCCAACAAGCCAGCUCACCAGCACCGGCUGACGCAGCCUCUCUUUACUUUUUUUUUUUUUUUCUUUACCGUGCUUUCUCUCUUCCCAUUUACUCUUCAGUCUCAGUUUGGUUAAUCCAUUUCUUUUCUCUCACUCUUUUGGCAUCCCUUUCUCCUAAUCCUCAAUUUUUUUUCUUUUUGAUUUCCCCCUGCUGCUCCCACCUCUUUUCUCAUUCUCUU